Messenger RNA from Glarea lozoyensis ATCC 20868, 942 nucleotides. RefSeq lists its product as uncharacterized. Lineage: Eukaryota; Fungi; Ascomycota; Leotiomycetes; Helotiales; Helotiaceae. The record is from RefSeq and is a predicted model, not a curated record. The transcript has 2 exons. The coding region runs from base 1 to 942 and encodes 313 amino acids.
AUGCGUCUUUCACACGCUAUUCUCGCACUCGGAAGUGUCGCUACUGUUCUCGGCGCACUUGAAGAUAUUGAUGUUCAUGAUCGACGCACUGUCGAAUUCUCCGAUGAUCAGGCUUCCAACCCUGGGAUAGUCCCGGUGCAACUCGAUUCCAGGAAUCUUGAACAAAGAGGAAAAAAGUCUAAGCCGCCGAAAGAUCAAAAGAAACCUGAUAAGGAGGAGAAGAAACCUGAAAAUGAGGAUCAGAAAAAUACUGAUAAAGAGGAUCAGAAGGCAAAUGAGAAAGAGCAGAAGGCAGCUGAUAAGGAGAAGUUGAAGGAAGAGAAGGCAGCUGCGAAAGAGCAGAAGAAACUUGAUAAGGAGGAGAAGAAACAGGAGAAGGCAGCUGAGAAAGAGCAGAAGAAACUUGAUAAUGAGCAGCAGGGAGGAGAAUUGCCUUCAGAUGGAACGGAGAAACUUCCGAAGACAACGAAAUCAGAGGACAUUCUAGACGAUGGUACAACGACACCGGAGAUUAAUCCAGAGACAGGUCUACCUUAUAAGAAGAAGAAGAAGACACCGAAGAUUGAUCCGGAGACAGGUUUACCUGUAGAGAAGAAGAAGAAGACAUCGGAGAUUGAUCCCGAUACUGAUUUACCUGUAAAGACGGCCAAGACUGGUUCCGAUCCUCUAGACGAAGAUCCAACGACACCUUUGGAUCCAGAUGCGGAUUUGACUGCUGAGAAACCAAAGAAGAAAAAGAAGACAAAGAAGCCAGCUACAGGUUCUCUCGACGAUCCUGUAGUAGAUCCUGAAGCCGCCCCCGUGGAUCCAAUGGCUAAGAGAGAAGAAACUGAUGCAGUUGCACAAUCCGAGGUUAUUAGUCGUGUCAAGAGAGCUAUUAUGCCAGAGCCGGAAGACACAUGGGCUGGCACCGGGUGGCAGUCGGUAAAGGAUGACGAAUAG